This is a messenger RNA of Penicillium paradoxum, 1254 nucleotides long. RefSeq lists its product as uncharacterized. Gene Ontology annotation, molecular function: O-methyltransferase activity. The record is from RefSeq and is a predicted model, not a curated record. Lineage: Eukaryota; Fungi; Ascomycota; Eurotiomycetes; Eurotiales; Aspergillaceae. The annotation marks the transcript as partial. The transcript has 4 exons.
UCUCGAGAUAUACUACAACUACCGGCCCCUUUUCUUCAAACUUUGACUAUGGAUAUUUCUCAGCUUAUUGAGUCUAUUGACUCGGUCACUGCUUCCGGCAACCUUGAAACUGUCGACCCGCAACAGCGAGCUGAACUUUACGAAGCUUGCAAUCGAUUGAAGAGCCAAUGUGAAUCUCCUGUGGACAAGACACUCAAGCUUCUUUACACUUGCCACCAAGCGAUCGCAGUUCGUCUCGCUGUAGAUCUUAAGCUCUUCGAUGCAAUCGCCAAGCGCACCUCUGAAUGUGAAGAUGGCAAAGUGCGUGUGGGCCAGCUUUCGGAAGAUGUGAAGGCAGAUCCAAAAUUAGUUCAGAGGAUUAUGAAGUCGCUUGUACCAUUGGAUAUUCUCAAGCAGCACACCUCCGAUACUUUCUCAACCACACGAUUUACAGAAGCCUAUGUUUCGAGUAGUUGGAUGUCCGGAGCAGUGAUCUUUUUCACUCACUUAUUUCUGUUCGUCGCCCGGCUUCCCGAGUAUUUCAAGGAGAAAGGAUGGAAAAACCCAGAUGAUAUCGAGGACUCACCAUUCAACUUCGUACUCGGGUCCAAGCGUGGAUAUUUCGAUUACAUGUCCUCGAAUCCCUAUUACGACAAUGCCUUCCACGCAGUCAUGGCCUCGCCCUACCGUCGCGACGAGAAAAGCUGGAUGGAUUUCUACCCAGUUGAGGAAAAGCUACGCGUGCAGAGUGCUUCCGACGUUGUUCUUGUGGACGUCGGAGGCGGUCGGGGUAAGGAUCUCCAGAUCUUCCGCGAGCGCUUCCCUGAUUUGAAGGGAAGGCUUGUUCUCCAGGACUUGUCACAUGUGGCCGAGGCCGCGGAUACCUCGUCUCAAAUCGAGACCCAAGCUCAUAACUUCUUCGAUGAACAGCCUGUCAAAGGCGCAAAGGCGUAUUACCUUCGCACUGUUCUCCACGACUGGCCAGACAAGCAGGCCGUGGAGAUUCUAUCCAGGCUUCGUGAAGCCAUGGGUCCCGACUCUUUGGUCUUGAUUCACGAGAAGGCUAUGCCGGAAACUAAUAUCCCAUGGAUGGCUGCGAUCGGUGAUAUGACUAUGAUGACUGCUUUCUCGGCAAGGGAACGAACCAAGAAUGAGUGGGAGACUCUAUUGAACCUGGCUAAACUGAAGCUUACUGGGUUUUGGAAACCCGAUGGGACUUCUGAUCAGCAACAGGUUAUCAUAGAGGGUAGAGUCCAUUCGUGUGAGAAUUGUUAG